Molecule: messenger RNA, 1027 nt
Organism: Sesamum indicum (sesame)
Lineage: Eukaryota; Viridiplantae; Streptophyta; Magnoliopsida; Lamiales; Pedaliaceae
Product: coiled-coil protein
Source: RefSeq, a predicted model, not a curated record
CCAAACAAAGCACGCGAGAAAAAGGAAAUAGGGAAAUUGGCUGAUAGCAAACUCUACAGGGAGAGAGAUGAGUUUUCUUGCAGGAAGAUUAGCAAGCACAGAGGGGUCCUAUUUCUUGCAAGAAUCCAAACAAGCCGUGACCCGGAUCUUACAGAACCAGAAGAAUUCUGCAGGCGUCGUUAAACCGAUUGCUGAAAAUAGUGAAAUUUCAUCGGCCGAUGUUCUUCCGGAGGUUCUGAGGCACUCUCUGCCUCCCCGGAUUUUUCAUGCCCCGUCGGAGAGUUUGAGCUCUUCCUUUUCCGGAACUUCGAAAUGGGCUCUGAAACCCGACCCGAAAGGGGGAGGCGGUUCGGGUGUUUCUGCUGAUGCUCUUAAUCCCCUGAGGGCUUAUGUUUCUCUUCCCCAGGUCACAUUUGGACCCAAAAGGUGGCAGCUGCCCGAUUCGGAGAACUCGGUUUUAGCCUCAACGGCGAAUGAUCUGCGGCAUGACAAAUAUACCCCAAUCAACCCUGAGAAGUUGAAGGCUGCAGCUGCAGGGCUAACUCAAAUUGGAUCGGCUUUUGCUGUUGCUACUGCUGUUGUGUUUGGUGGUGCCACCUUGAUCUUUGGGCUGGCAGCAUCGAAACUCGAGGUGCACAAUACUGACGACAUUCGGGCCAAAGGAAAGGACCUGAUUCAACCGAAGUUUGAAAUGUAUAGAGAGAAGUUAGUCCCUUUAAGAACUUGGGCGGAAGACGUGUCGAAGAAAUGGCAUUUAGAAAGGGAAGAAUCUUUGAAAGAGAAGCCUCUGAUAAAGGAGCUGUCCAGAAAACUGGGUGCCAAAACUUCCACUUGAAUGUCUUGUACUUCUUGUGUAGUUCUAGUACAGGGUUUGGUGCUUAUAUUUAUGGCUGCAUGCUGAAAGCAUAUUGUGAAGUAAAUGUAGAGAAUGGGAGAUGAGUUGUUACUACUGAAUAAGUGAUCUCUGUAGUAUAAGUUGUUGGGCAGUCUUGCAAUCUAUUGGCAAUUUAUGUGUUCUUGAAAAGCU